Saitoella complicata NRRL Y-17804 is the source of this 1624-nucleotide messenger RNA. Its product is annotated as molybdopterin binding oxidoreductase. The transcript is spliced from 4 exons. Lineage: Eukaryota; Fungi; Ascomycota; Saitoellomycetes; Saitoellales; Saitoellaceae. The coding region runs from base 1 to 1605 and encodes 534 amino acids. Gene Ontology annotation, cellular component: mitochondrion. The record is from RefSeq and is a predicted model, not a curated record. Gene Ontology annotation, molecular function: molybdenum ion binding; oxidoreductase activity.
AUGGAGACUAUCAAGCAAUUGAAGGAGACUGCCACAAGGGCCUAUGAGGAGACCGUGGCCAAGAUGAGCUCUGUAGAGAUCUCAGAGACAUCCGGCAACGCAGAUUUCGCCGAGGAGCGUAAAGGCUGGCACGGCUACGUCGAGUGGGAAGACUACCCUGAAAAGAAGAAGCUCGCUGCCGCAGUCUUGGCCAAGUUCAAGUUUACCCCCAUCCCAGAAUUCCAGCUCAAGCCCCUUCCCGAGACCAACCCCAUCCUCAUUGGACACAGGUGGAAGGAGUACUACCAAGUCCUCGGACCCACCAUGGCUAACUGGCCCGAUGAAAGCUGGGAGAUCGUCAAGAAGGAGAAGGGGGAGAAGAUGAUCCAUGUCCUUGAUUUCCCGUACAAUGGGGAGCCCCCGGCGGAUGAGUUGAUGAAGGGGAAGAUUACGGACAACAAGUAUCAUUUCGUUCGUAAUCAUGGGAAUAUUCCAGUUAUUGAACCUGAGGAGUGGUCUGUUGAAAUUGGUGGGAUGGUAAACGAGCCGAAGAGGUUGACGUUGCAUGACUUGAAGACGAAGUUUCCGAUCGUCGAGAUGACCGUUACGCUUCAAUGCUCCGGUACACGCCGUAUCGAGCAAAUCCACGAAUACCCCGGUGAAGGUGACGAACUCAUCAACGCACCUUGGGCUGAAGGCGCCAUUGGUACGGCCAAGUAUAAGGGUGUCAGCUUGAAGAAGGUCCUGAAGUAUUGCGGCGGCUUGAAGGACGGGGCUCAGCACUUGGAAUUCAUUGGAGCGGAUACUUAUUUCAAAAAAGGGCGGGUCUACAACUACGCAGUUUCCGUUCCUUGGCGUAAAGUCAAGUCGAACGAGGUUCUGCUCGUUUGGGAAAUGAAUGGAGAACCUCUCCCUCUCAUCCACGGUGCCCCCGUCCGCGCGGUCGUAACUGGUUACAUUGGUGCCCGUUCAUGCAAAUGGCUCUACAAGAUCAACGCCUUAGCCCACUCUUCCAUGGGUCCCGUCCAGAGGCAAGAAUAUCUCUACUACAAUCACCAACUCGGAAAACACAACGUCAAAUUCUCCAACGGGUUCAGUAUCCAGGACAUGCCCGUCUCCUCGGCAAUGAUGUUCCCAAAGGAAAAACAAGUCAUCAUCCACGACGGGAAAAUCGAGUGUCAAGGCUGGGCUUACUCCGGUGGUGGCCGCUGGGUCGAAAGAGUCGAGGUUAGUCCGGAUGGUGGACAUACCUGGUUCCCGGCUGCGGUGCAGAACAUGACGACGAAACACUACCACGCCUGGCGUCUCUGGAAACUCGAAGUACCAACCUACGCAGAAGGCUGGAUCGAACUCUGCGUCCGAUGCUGGGAUAACGCGAACAACACUGAGCCUACGUUCGUGAGGUCUGCGUGGAAUUGGGAUUUGCAUGUUACGAGCUCGAGUCAUCGGGUUAAGAUUUAUUCGGUGAAUAAGACGUAUCCGGAGACGGCGGAGAGGUUGAGGUUGUUGAAGGAGCACGGAGAGGAGUUUGAGCCGAUUACGAAGCCGGUGGGUUUCGCGGUUGAGACGCCGGAGGAGUAUGAGAGGAAUGUGAAGGAGAUUGGGGAUAGGGAACCAAUUGAUUAGGAGGUGAUGCGUCGGGAUG